Messenger RNA from Closterium sp. Naga37s-1, 2046 nucleotides. The record is from the annotation of a GenBank genome assembly. Lineage: Eukaryota; Viridiplantae; Streptophyta; Zygnematophyceae; Desmidiales; Closteriaceae.
AUGUGGCAUUCCCUAACCCUACCCUCAUACGGCUCUGUUCUCCUUCGUGCUAUUCGUUGGCCAACGACGCGACUGCUGAAGCGGUUUGACACGGCACGAGUGGACAUAGUGGAAAGGCUCCCGUCUCCCUUCGGCUUGGUGCGCACAGGAGUUGCUCCGGACCACCCUGAAACCAAGAAUGUGAUCAACCAGUUUACUCGUGUGGCCCAAAAUCCCCGCUGCCAAUACUUUGGCAAUGUUCUGGUCGGCCCUGUGGCGUCCACAUCAGCAGCAGCAUCCUCCACGUCAGCAUCAGACCCGUCACCAUCUUCAGCCUCACCAUCACCAGCAGCAGCAGUGACAUUGCAUGAGCUGCGUCAGAUGUACCAUGCUGUCAUCCUGGCGUAUGGAGCAGAGGGCGACCGCGAUCUCAACGUGCCAGGGGAGCACCUGAGAGGAGUCUUCUCCGCGAGGGAGUUCGUGUGGUGGUACAACGGCCAUCCCGACUACGCCAAUCUUCCAGUGGACCUCACCUCUACUGACACCGCUGUUGUCGUUGGCCAGGGUAACGUUGCCCUAGACGUGGCAAGAGUGCUGCUCCGACGACCGUGCGAGCUUCGACCCACUGACAUUGCAGAGCAUGCGCUGGAGGCACUUGCAAGGAGCCAAGUCAGGCGAGUGCAUGUGGUGGGAAGGCGGGGUCCGGUUCAGGCCGCCUGCACUGCCAAGGAGGUUCGCGAGGUGCUAAAACUUGAUGGCAUUCAUGUCAUGCUCAAGCAGGAGGACUUCGCACUGACUCCAAUGGAUGAGAGCGAGCUCAAGGCAAGUCGCAGCCACCGCCGCGUGUUUGACCUGCUCUCCAAAGCAGCAGCCGCCUCUGCAUCAACACCAACACCUCCACCAUUAACAUCAUCAGCAGUGACCUCCACCACCAGCAAUGUAUACAGAAGCAGCAGCGGGAGUGACAGCAGCAGCAGCAGCAGUGACCGCCGUGAGCUGGACUUUGUGUUCUUCCGCUCGCCUGUGGCUGUGCUGCCUGCAGUGGAUGCGAAGGGGGGAGCACAGGGACGUGUUGGGGCUAUCCGGCUGGAGAAGAACGUACUCACUGGGGACUUCAAGGAUGGGCCACGGAGGGCAGUGGGCACUGGGGAGAUCUCCGACCUGCCUUGUGGCCUCGUGUUCAAGAGCAUAGGCUACCGCUCUCUACCAAUUGCUGGGCUGCCUUUCAACCAGCGCAGCGGCACGGUACCGAACGAGCUGGGCCGUGUGCUGCAAGCCAGUGGAACCGAUCCUGCCAGUGAGGCUCGGUAUGAGCCGGGCCUGUAUGUGGUUGGGUGGCUGAAGAGAGGCCCCACAGGAAUCAUCGGCACGAACCUGAUUGACGCUGAAGAAACGGUCUCUAGCAUUGCACAAGACGCUCUAGCAAGUGGGUUCAUUUCUUCAACGCUUCGCAAGCACACCAUGGCAGUCAGGCGUCUCCUGCUUUGCGCCGCGUUGUUCUGCCUCGUAUUAAAUGGUAACGCCGUUCCGGGGAGGCAGCUUCGUCACCGAAGCAAGUAUUCGUGGCAAGACUUCGCCGCUUUGGGGAAAUUCUCUGGAACUCUCGCCGCUCCCAUGAGCGGGAGUCAAGUCAGUGGCGGGAACAAGAAGGACCAUGGAGUUAUUCGAAUGUCGAUUUUCUCGAAAGAUGGCGAUUACAACGUAUAUUAUAAUGGCAAAGCCGACCUCAAGGAUUCAGGUUACCCGACAACCGUUGGUAUUUUUAAGGGGAAAAAGGGCGAGGCCGGGACGCUCGCAUUCGACUUCACGGCCGACGCCACGUGGACGAACGACACGUGGAACCCCGUUUUCCCGGUUUUCCGGCAAUUUGUAAACCACUUCGAUUACAGCUUCGAGGGCAUUUACGAGAAGGCGAGCACCAAGGCCGCGGCGACGGGCACGCUUAAGGAUCUUAUCGAGGCCAUGUUUAACGACGGCGCUGGCUCGUACUACGGGUUGGUGACCUCCGCGGCGCACGCGACUGGGGCGACGCGCGGGCAGUUCCUUGGAUUCAAGCUUUCCAUUUGA